[Torrubiella] hemipterigena is the source of this 2334-nucleotide messenger RNA. The record is from the annotation of a GenBank genome assembly. Lineage: Eukaryota; Fungi; Ascomycota; Sordariomycetes; Hypocreales; Clavicipitaceae.
AUGAGCUCUAGGAACUCCCGCCUGAAGAGCUUCGGGUUCCGCAAGCGCAAAUCGACUACUAGCAUCCAGACUCCAGAAGGCAUCCCCUCUACUGCUACCCCUCCUCCUGGCCAAAUACCUCAACACCAGCAGCAGCAGCAACAACAACAGCCGCAGCCGCAACAACAGCUCCAGGUCCAGCCCUCCCAGACACCACAGCCGCAAAAUCCCGUCGCCGCCACUCCUCCUCUCGGCGCUGCGUCUUCGACAACCUCGCUCCCAAUGAACCAUCCCGGCGGUCCUAACCGUCCCCCCAGCUACAACUCCGGCUACCCUCCUGGCCCUCCCGGCGGCAUCCACGGCCGUACCAGUCCCUUGGCUCCUCAGAACCGCACUCCUCCCACCCAAAUGACUGGUGGUCCUCCUCCCAUCAACACCGGCGCCCCUGCCGGCUAUCCUCCCAACAUGGCUCCUCCUAUGGGCGGCCCUCCUCCCAUGGGUGGCCCUCCUCAAGGUGCUCCCGUCUACGGUGCUCCCCCAGGCGGCGGCUACCCUCCCGGUCCCCCUCCUCCUGCUGGCGGCCCUAUUGCCCAGCAGUUCAACCGUCCCAGCAACCCUGCUGCCGAGGUUGAAGGAUCCAACAAGAGCAAGGCCCAACUUAUCGUCGGUAUCGAUUUCGGUACCACCUUCUCCGGUGUCGCCUUCGCCUUUGCCACCAACAACGAAGCCAAGGAAGAUAUUAUCACAGAGUGGCCCGGUGCCGGCUCCUACACAAAACAAAAGAUUCCUACAGUCCUUUACUACGAUCAGUACCAAAAGGUGGUUGGAUGGGGUCCCGAUAUUGCGGACGCCCUGGCACCUACUGGUUACCCCAAGCCCGGUGUGCAAAAGGUGGAAUGGUUCAAGCUCCAGCUCAUGCUCAGCGGCAACACAUACAUUGACCCCAUCAACCUUCCUCCUCUGCCUCCUGGCAAGUCCGAAAUCGACGUUGCUGCCGACUACCUCUUCAAGCUGCGUCAGGCCAUGCGUGCUGCCCUGCAAAAGGCCCUCGGUGAAGUCUUUAACAGAGAAGAGCGUAACAUCCGAUACUAUCUCACCGUGCCUGCUAUUUGGAACGAUGCUGGCAAGGCUGCUACCCGUAAUGCCGCCAUCCAGGCUGGUUUCCUCCGUGACGAAAACGAUAACCGCCUGACUCUUAUUUCUGAGCCCGAAGCCGCUGCUCUCUUCUGCUCCAAGACUGGUCUCCUGAACCUCAAGAUCCGCGAUGCCGUCCUCAUCGUCGAUUGUGGUGGUGGUACCGUCGAUUUGAUCGCCUACGAAGUCGAAGAUGAGAACCCCUUCACCGUUGCUGAAUGCACAGCUGGUUCCGGUGAUUCUUGCGGUUCCACUGCUCUUAACCGCAACUUUAGCAAUAUUCUCCGCACCAAGAUUCGCAAGAUGAAGCUGCCCGAUGGAUCCAAGAUUGCCGGCCGCGUUUACGCCAAGUGUAUCAUGGAUUUCGAGAACAGAAUCAAGGCUGAUUUCCGCAACAACGGCCAGAAGUGGGCUGUCGACGUCGGUAUCGAAUCCGAGUUCCCUGAGGCUGGCAUUGAAGAAGGCUACAUGACUUUCACCAACGAGGAAAUUCUGCAGUGCUUCGAGCCCGUUGUCAACCGUAUUCUCGAACUCGUCCGCAACCAGAUUAUCGCCAUUCAGGCUCAGAACCGUACACUCCAGAACAUCCUGGUUGUCGGUGGUUUCGGUGCCUCCGAAUACCUCUUCCAGCAGAUUAAGCUUCACGUGCCUCCUCAGUUCCAGUCCAAGGUUGUCCGCCCCAUGGACUCCGUCGCUGCCAUUGUCAAGGGUGCCGUCACUGCUGGUAUCACCGAACGCAUCGUCACCCACCGUGUGGCUCGUCGCCACUACCUCAUGGGUACCCUGCAGCCUUUCAAGGAGGGCUACCACCCCGAGGCUUACCGUGUUCCCUCCCUCGAUGGCAAGGAUCGCUGCAAGUUCACCAGGCAAAUCUUUGUGCAAAAGGGUCAAAAGGUCAAGAACGGCGAGCCCGUCAAGGUUUCCUUCUUCCGACAGGUCGCUCCUGGCGCCACCCUCAUGUACGAGGAUAUCCUCUACGCUUGCGACGAUGAUGUCUGCCCCGAAUACACCAAGGAUCCUCGCAUCAAGGAAGUCGUUACACUCACCUCCGACUUGUCGCGCAAGAAUCUCGAAAAGGACUUUGAGCGCAUGGACACCCCCCAGGGUACAUUCUACCGUGUGUACUUUGAUAUCUACUUGACGCUGGACGGCUCCGAAUUCAGCGCCGAGCUCGUCUGCCAGGGCGAGGUCAUGGGCAGAUGCCGCUCACGCUUCAAGUAA